Hevea brasiliensis (rubber tree) is the source of this 1417-nucleotide messenger RNA. RefSeq names its product pathogenesis-related thaumatin-like protein 3.5. The record is from RefSeq and is a predicted model, not a curated record. Bases 773 to 1387 code for a protein of 204 amino acids. The transcript has 2 exons. NCBI's taxonomy places the organism in Eukaryota, Viridiplantae, Streptophyta, Magnoliopsida, Malpighiales, Euphorbiaceae. Gene Ontology annotation, biological process: defense response. Gene Ontology annotation, cellular component: extracellular region.
GUGCCUGGUGUAGCAAUGUUUUCAUAUCUUUUUUUGCUGACAUACAGAGCAAUUUCGUACAUACUCCCCAACAGAUUUCCAUAAUCCCUUCCAAUACACAACAGCAGCAAGCCUUUUUUUCCAGUCACAGUAACUCCUAAAUGACCUUCUGAGGAAUCAUUAUAUACUUCAAUUAACUUAGUCCUCAAUUCCAUAGAGUUGCUGGUGACAAAUCCACCCUUCCUUCUCAACUGACUAUUAUGCCAAGUAUAAGAAGAAUGAGAAUUAGGAUCUCUCUGCAAGUCGCAAGUCUGCAAUGAUUUGGACAAGAGCAGCAUCAGUCUGCCAACAAUAUUUAAUAGCUACCAUAAGUUGAUCGGGCAAAAGAUGAACCCUCUUCUAUUCUUCUUUUUCCUCUUCUGCUCUUCUUCUUCCCUGUCCCUGUUUUCAUGCUAGGUUGUGGUUCGGCCACAACACCUGUUUGUUUGGACUGUAUUUAUUAUCAUCUCUAGUGAUUUUAGUUUAUCAUUUUUUACUCCAUUUAAUCCUUAUUGAUUUCCUUCAGUGUGUUUAUGUUAUACUUUUCACAGUCUAAGCUGCACCUUGAUGUGUUUACAUCUGGCUCAAUUGACUAAAUCUCCAAAUCCUAAAGAACUUCUCAUCAGCUGAAAUGAUGGAAUUGAAAGUUCUUAAAGAGGUGCUGCUGCUAAGGUUAUUACCCUGCAUAAUAAAUGCAACACCACCAUAUGGCCUGGAUUCCUAGUAGGAAUUGCAUCGGAUCCAAGUCGAAAACAUGGAGGGUGGUUUCGAGUUAAGACCCGGUGAAUCAGUGAAUGUCACAGCAGAAUAUUAUGCCACUAUUUGGGGGCGUAAUGGGUGCUUAUUUGAUCACUCCGGCCACGGAACAUGUGUUACCGGUGACUGUGGUGGCGUCCUAAGAUGUGCCGAAGCAACCCAGAACAUGAUCCCUGUACUUCCAGUCACAUAUGCUGUGCUAAACUUUUAUAAUGUCCUCCCUGAUUUUUAUGCAGUUAGUGUUGCUAAUGGCUUCAACUUACCAAUGUCUAUAUUGCCUUAUGGGCACCCAGCUGGCGCUGGUCAAUGUAAUGCUUCAAGUUGCUUCACAGACUUGAACCAGAUUUGCCCAAGUGAGCUGCAAGUGAGAUCAAAUGGUUCAAAUGGACAAAUUGUAGUACGUAAAAGUCCUUGCGUUGCAUUUAACAAGCCUGAAUUUUGUUGCCCAAGUGUUGCUCAUUUCCCUGAGGAUCCUCCCACUGAUGAAAGUUGCAAGCCUACAAGAUAUUCAGCGGCAUUCCAGGCUGCUUGCCCUACAGCUCUUGUUCACAGUACUCUUGAUUGGAUGAGAUUUGGGUGCGAUGAUGCUAAUUACUUAAUUAGCUUUUGUUGAAACUUCAUGUGGAUGAUUUUUUCAUAUACA